UUAACAUAAUAUUCGUCAAAAGCCGUAGAACGGAAAAAACAGCUUUUAUGGGUUCUCCUCUCGGAAAAGCCCGUUAAUGGCAGAGCGUUGAGAAGAAGCUAAAAUUUACCAUUACGAGUUAAGAACACAGUAAAACAAUUUUUGCACAGAUCUCCAGAAACCCAUAUAUACCUCUUAAAAUGGCUCAAAGAACAGUUACAAUUCUAAAGAAACUCUUCUCCGAUACCCCUCCUCAUCUCCGAUCAUGCCUACGCUCCAUAACCUACAUGCCGCGACCCGGACGCGGCGGCUCGAUACCCGUUAACCCUAUUACCGGAGAGGGUAUUCCAAGACUCGUUACUCUAAUCCCAGGCGAUGGGAUCGGCCCUUUGGUGACCGGCGCCGUUGAACAGGUCUUCGAGGCAAUGCGUGCGCCGGUUACCUUCGAGAAAUUUGAAGUUCAUGGCGACAUGAACACGAUACCCGAUGAUGUUAUGGCUUCGAUCAAGAAGAAUCGAGUUUGUUUGAAGGGCGGAUUGAUUACGCCGGUGGGCGGAGGGGUUAAUUCGUUGAAUCUUCUGUUGAGGAGAGAACUAGAUUUGUAUGUCUCGCUUGUGAGCUGUUUUAAUUUACCUGGGUUGCCUUCGAGGCAUGAAAACGUCGAUAUCGUGGUGAUCAGGGAGAACACGGAGGGGGAGUAUUCGGGUUUGGAGCAUGAAGUUGUUCCUGGUGUCGUUGAAAGUCUUAAGGUGAUAACAAAGUUCUGCUCUGAACGCAUAGCACAGUAUGCUUUUGAGUAUGCUCACCUCAACAACAGAAAGACUGUAACAGCUGUUCAUAAAGCAAACAUCAUGAAGCUUGCAGAUGGUCUUUUCUUGGAAUCUUGUAGGGAGAUUGCUAAAAGAUAUCCCAACAUCAAAUACAACGAAAUCAUUGUUGAUAAUUGCUGCAUGCAACUUGUUUCAAAGCCUGAGCAAUUCGAUGUCAUGGUGACUCCUAACCUUUAUGGCAACCUAGUUGCAAACACUGCUGCUGGAAUUGCUGGUGGGACAGGUGUCAUGCCAGGGGGAAAUGUUGGAACUGAGUAUGCAAUCUUUGAGCAAGGUGCAUCAGCUGGGAAUGUUGGGAAACCAAAAAUUGUUGAGAAGAAGAGAGCAAACCCUGUGGCUUUAUUCCUCUCAUCAGCCAUGAUGCUCAGACACCUUCAGCUUCCUGAUUAUGCAGAUCGCCUUGAAAAUGCAGUGAAACGUGUCAUUUUUGAGGGGAAAUAUCGCACAAAAGAUCUUGGAGGAAGUAGCACAACACAAGAAGUUGCUGAUGCAGUCAUAUCAGCACUCGAAUGACUCGAAUAUUGAGAGAGUAAUUUUCCAUUUUUGCCACUUUGAUUUUGUUAUCAUUCUUUACACAUCGGUUUUAGACUUUUAGUUUGAAUAAGUCGAUCCAUGAAGUGUGAUCUGUAAAGAGAAAUGAUCGGUUUUUGUCUUUGGUAAUUGGUAUUGAUGAUGGUUGUACAAAUCUUCACUUAGGUUGCUUUUUAAGCUUUC
Molecule: messenger RNA, 1523 nt
Organism: Lactuca sativa (garden lettuce)
Lineage: Eukaryota; Viridiplantae; Streptophyta; Magnoliopsida; Asterales; Asteraceae
Product: isocitrate dehydrogenase [NAD] regulatory subunit 3, mitochondrial
Biological process (GO): isocitrate metabolic process; tricarboxylic acid cycle
Cellular component (GO): mitochondrion
Molecular function (GO): isocitrate dehydrogenase (NAD+) activity
Source: RefSeq, a predicted model, not a curated record